AUGAUGUCCGAACGGUUUCACAAAGCUGCACGCGAUGGCGCCUUAGACAUCUUAAAAGAAACAACAAAAAAGGAUUGUAACGCACGGGAUGACGGAGGAAUGACCCCUACAUUAUGGGCAGCCUUUGAAGGUCAUAUAGAUGCUCUGAGACUGCUCGUCGCCAGAGGGGGUGAUCCCGACAAAACCGAUUAUUUUGGUAAUACGGCCCUUCAUCUGGCGGCAGCAAGGGGUCAUGAAUUUUGUGUCAAGUUUCUCGUGAAAUUCGGUUGCAAUAUUUGGUCCUUAGACAUCGAUAGACAUUCAGCUAGAGAUUUAGCUGCUAUAAAUGGAAGAGAAAUGACUCUUCAGUUUUUAGAUCUUGCUCAAGCCGAUCAAGAAUUAAAUAAUCGCAAAAAAAGUCGUCUACUUCGAGAAAAAGCAGAAAAAGAUGCUGAAAAAAGAUUAAAAGAAUAUAUGAAAAAACAAAAAAUGGCAGAAAUUCGAGCUGAAAAGGAACAAAAAAAAUUAUCAAAAGAUCGAACAAAAUUGGAUUUAACUACGGUUAACGAAUUCGGUAUUCUACCUCACAAACAUACUGUGUUGACCUUCAAAGGUCGAGUAAAACCUUCACCAACGUUUAGCGAUAUCGUCGGCACUACCACAAAGAAACAUGGUAGUGCAGUAUGUAAAAAAGCUUUAGCGAAAAAAGCCGUUGAUGAUUUUAAAGUAAUAGAGAUUGAAGUAAAUGGAAAAAAAUCGAUACGUAGCCUCACUGGACUUAGAAGAGAUUCUGAAAUAAUGUAUGUAGGGACUUAUGAAACUCAAACUCAACAAAUAGGAAAGAGAGGAAAAAUUUCAGAUGUUUGGGGUACAUUAAGCAAAGCACAAAGUACUCCUGAUCUCUUAGGUGAUCGAUCCUUCGAUGAUGAUAUAGAACAAGAUAGAGAAAAUGUAAAUGAUAUAAAAGAUAAUGUCUUGUUACAAGAACCAGCGAGUAUUUUCAAUCGACCUGGUUUUGGAUCAGUAGCAUUUCGAAGAGCGAUAACUACUACUUUCGAUAACCUGCCAUUCUCGCAAAUGGAUGCACAUGAACAAAACGGUAACUCUUGCGUGAAUGGUUCCGUAAAUGGAUCUAUAAAUGGUCAUAGAAUCAAUGGGCACAACGAAGAAAUCAGUAUAGGAAGUGCAGGUAGUUUAGCUCGUCGGCAAAGUAUGUGGGAUGAUGAUUUACUUUCAGAGGAAGAAACUGAUGAAGAAUGGACACCAUUGCAAAGAUUUUUAGUUGCCAACAAUUUAUCAUCUAUUCAUCCGGUUUUAGAAUCAGAACAAAUUGAUUUAGAAGCCUUGAUGUUACUAACUGAAACUGACAUCGCCAUGCUUAAACUUCCACUUGGACCUAAAAGAAAAUUAAUGAAUGCUAUAGCUAACAGAAAAAGAGCAUUAGAUGCACCAGAAAAUAUUAUUAAAGAUAGCAGAUUAUAAAAUUCAAAAUAACGAUAGAAGAACAUUAAUCUUAUUU
This is a messenger RNA of Apis florea (little honeybee), 1498 nucleotides long. It is a transcript of the gene Sans, whose product is annotated as SAM_USH1G_HARP domain-containing protein Sans. Lineage: Eukaryota; Metazoa; Arthropoda; Insecta; Hymenoptera; Apidae. The record is from RefSeq and is a predicted model, not a curated record. Gene Ontology annotation, molecular function: protein binding.